Messenger RNA from Penaeus indicus, 2379 nucleotides. RefSeq lists its product as uncharacterized. NCBI's taxonomy places the organism in Eukaryota, Metazoa, Arthropoda, Malacostraca, Decapoda, Penaeidae. The transcript has 12 exons. The coding region runs from base 293 to 2011 and encodes 572 amino acids. Gene Ontology annotation, cellular component: cytoplasm. Gene Ontology annotation, molecular function: glycosyltransferase activity. The record is from RefSeq and is a predicted model, not a curated record.
GCGGGCUGGGACGCCGAACACGAGUAACGCUAUCUAUAAGGCUUUUCCUGCGCGCGUUAAUAAAGUUUAUAACGUUAAUCCAAAGGCUAAUCCAGAUCCACAGUCCUUACACCGAAGAUACAAGACUUACUUCGCGCACAGAAAACGCUUAUAUACCUACGCUGUUAGCUGGAACGUCCGUUUUUCUUGGUUUAUUUAUUGUGGUGCCAGUCGCCUCCUCCACAGAUAACAUCUGCGGCCUGAUAUUUCAAGGCGCAGAUCGUAGUCGGCCAUAAAGGAAAACCAAAUAAAAAUGAUAAGGCAAUGUUUCUUGGGCUUGCAAGCGCUUCUCGUUUUCUCCAUCAUUGCGGUAAUUUACAUUAAAAAACUCGACAUCUCCGCACUGACCUUAAAGGCGCUCGGACGGGCGGAGAAAACGCCAGAAUUCUUCUCGGAUGACGUCAUCACUGAGGGUCGCCCAAGUCCUGCCGCGCCUCCGUCAGCCACGCAGUUGCCUCCUUCAUCCGCUGACCCCGACUUCAGUUCCUGCGCAUGCUCGCUCUCCGCCAUGGGCAAAGCUGGCGUGUACGAGGAGCAGCUGGAGACCGUCGUUCCGUGGGCCAACCUCACGACCAGACAGGCGCUGGAGAAACAGCAUCCCAACUUCCCUCUCAACAUGGUCAGGAGCUUUAAGAAAAAGUGGUGCAAUCUGUUGCCGAUGCCGCACCUAAUAAACUGGAAUAAUAUGUAUCUCCAGUCUGUGAAGGUUUCAAGCACCACUUUUCUGCUCUACUCAGCUUUCUUUGAUAACCGGGAACUCACAGAUCUGCGGCCGUGCAUCCGGAUAGUGGCAUACGCACAAAGAAAAUUCCCUGAUGUUCCCUGGUGUUACAUCUGGUUCAACUCUACGGGGCCGCCCGUCGUCUCUCGCGUCGCCAGGACAGAAUUUUUGGACUGGCAACCGAGAUCGGAGACGCGGCAGAUGACCUUCCUGCUGACGUGCCCGAUACCCAAGGCCGAGACUCCCUCUGUGCCCCUGGCUGUGUCCGUCGUCGCCCGGCCUUGCGAGAAAGCAGGCACCUUAUUACAGGUGACGGGAGCGAUGGAGCGAAACGCAACGACGGCUUUCGAGGGAGGCGCGCCGGCGAGGGGAAGAGCGAGGACGCCGGGGAAAGAGGGGGGCGGGCGCUGGAGCGUGGCGGUGUGCGGGCCGGCGCUGUACUACUUCCACGAGGACUUCUCCGUGCGGAUGGUGGAGUGGCUGGAGGUCCUGCGGGCGCAGGGCUUCGCCAGGGUGUUCCUCUCGGUGACCGACGUCCACCCGAACCUGGAGAGGGUCCUGCGCUACUACGAGGCCCGAGGCUUCGUCGGGAUUGUGCGCUUCUCCUACCCGGAGCCCUACGUCAACGAGCCCAGCAUCCGCAGACUCUGGUUCAUGGUGGAGAAGCAAAAGAGAUUCGCCAUGCAGAAUGUGUACUACACCGACUGCGGUCUUCGCCACAUGCACGAAUACCGCUUCAUUGCGCACAUUGAUCCCGACGAAAUUCCGAUGUUGCGCCUUCAUGACACCUUCCCGCAGUGGCUCUCCGAUCAGCUGAACAGCCACCCCGUUCUACUCGGCGACGAGAGAAAACAGCCUCCUGCCCACAAGUUGAUCUGGUACUACCACCAGAAAAACCUCGAACCUGCACCCUCUGCGGCGUCUCUCCCCGAGUACCUGUGGGCGAUGCGACACACCAAGAGGUCUCUGGAAAGCAUGGCCGUGACACCUGGAAAGACCAAGCCCGUUUACGACAUGGACUUGGCAACAGGCCUCUUUUCACAUGAUGUUCUCACUUGUGCCUAUGGAAAGUGUGAGAGAAACUCCCGUAUAUACAAGAGAGACGUAGCAUACCUCGCGCACUUCAGGUACGACUGUGAGGAUUUCUGCAAGCAACCCAACUCCACCGUGGAAGAAACGAUUCUUCUGAAAUACAAGAAAAAAGUUAUCCCAGCCGUUACGAAAGUUCUCAAGGAGCUUCAGCUGAUUUAGUGUCUUUUCCGCGUUAUUAAGAAAUGGAGAGAGAGUCAAAUUCAAAAUAUUUAUGUAUUUAUUGCAUCGAUUAUUCCUCUAACAGCAGUAAUACCUGAAACAGAAAAAAAAGAAUUUAAAAUAACUUCGUAUCAUGAUAUAUUAUGAGGUGAGAUACAGUACAUUUACAUCUUCAGAGUAUAUUAGAUGCCACUGAUAAUUUAGGAGGCAUAUUAGUUUUGAAUUGAAUAUAAUCAAUAUAUAUCUGCUGUUAGAGGCUUCUAGAUCACGGAUUUGCAUUUACCAUACUGAUAUUUCAGUCUAUGACCUUCCAAUGUACAAAACAGUUGUCCUGUCUUCUUUAAAUAACUGUUGUGUAGAAUAUUGUU